UAGUAGGUAGUACUCAUAUGAGUAGAUUACAUGUGUGUUAACCUAAAAUUUAGAUGAACGUCAUCUCUACACUGACUGCUUAACCUUUUUCUAAAGGAAACAAGCCGCACUAGUAGAAUAAUAAGACUUUGGGAUAGAAUAUUUUGAUAUUUUACUAUGGCGACUGUUGAGAGAAAAGGAACUUUCAAGGUGGAAUACUUACAAAAAAUCGAAAAAGAAGUGCAAGAACGAUGGGCAGCAGAAAAAAUAUACGAACAAGAUGCCCCAAAGGAGCCACGAAAGUCUCCUGAUGAGAAGUUCCUCUGUACCUUUCCUUAUCCUUAUAUGAAUGGAAGGUUGCAUUUGGGGCACACCUUUUCUCUCAGUAAAUGUGAAUUUUCAGUUAGGUAUCAGGUACUUAAAGGCAAGAAAGGAUUGUUUCCAUUUGGAUUUCAUUGUACAGGAAUGCCCAUAAAAGCAUGUGCUGAUAAAUUAAAGAGAGAAAUGGAGUUGUACGGUAAUCCUCCUCAAUUUCCUGAGGAAGAAGAUGAAGUGGAAGUUGUGAAGGAAGAUAUUAUUCCUAAAGAUAAAAGCAAAGGAAAAAAGAGUAAAGCAGUUGCUAAAGCAGGUUCCUCCAAAUUUCAAUGGAAUAUAAUGAAAUCACUUGGCCUCAAAGAUGAGGAAAUAGUCAAGUUUUCAGAUGCUGACUAUUGGAUUCAAUAUUUUCCUCCAUUAGCUGUACAAGAUUUGAACCGGAUUGGUUUAUAUGUUGACUGGAGAAGAACAUUCGUAACAACUGAUGCUAAUCCUUUUUAUGAUUCUUUUGUCAGAUGGCAAUUCAUUAGGCUCAAAGAACGUAACAAGAUACAGUUUGGUAAAAGGUAUACAAUAUAUUCGCCAAAAGAUGGACAACCUUGUAUGGAUCAUGACAGAUCGACAGGAGAAGGAGUAGCUCCCCAAGAGUACACACUAAUCAAAAUGAAAAUAUGUAAAAUUGAUUCACCUAAAUUGAGAGAUUUGAUGAAAGAAAAGUCCAUUUUCUUAGUUUGUGCCACUCUUAGACCAGAGACCAUGUAUGGCCAGACCAAUUGUUGGUUACAUCCAGAUAUGAGUUAUGUCGCCUUUGAAUGUAAAAACGGAGAAGUUUUUAUUUGUACCGAGAGGGCUGCCAGAAAUAUGAGCUACCAAGGUUUCACUGCUGUCGAAGGAAAGUACGAUGUUCUAUUGAGAUUAACUGGACAGGAUCUUCUUGGAUGUUGUCUCAAGACACCCUUAACUAGUUACGAAUACGUUUAUGCUCUACCUAUGUUGACCAUCAAAGCAGAUAAAGGGACGGGUAUAGUUACUAGUGUUCCUUCCGAUUCACCUGAUGAUUAUGCUGCUCUGAUCGAUCUGAAGAAGAAACAACCUCUGCGGGAGAAAUAUGGAAUUUCAUUCGAAAUGGUUCUGCCUUAUCAACCCAUCUCCAUCCUUAAUAUUCCUGGUAUUGGAAAUAUGGCCGCUCAGACACUUUAUGAACAAUUAAAAAUUCAGAGCCAAAAUGAUAAAGAAAAGCUCCUGGAAGCCAAAGAAAUGGUUUACUUGAAAGGGUUUUAUGAGGGUGUCUUACUUGUGGGAAAAUACAAAGGCAACAAAAUCCAAGAUGUUAAAAAGAAAAUCCAAGCCGAGCUUAUCGCUUCUAAUGAAGCUGUUAUUUAUUACGAACCCGAAAAAACCAUAAUUUCAAGAUCGGGAGAUGAGUGUGUUGUGGCUCUUUGCGACCAGUGGUACCUGGAUUACGGAGAGGAAACUUGGAAAGCUCAAGCCGAAAAGUCAUUAUCUAUGAUAAAUACUUUUCAUGAAGAAGUACGCAAAAAUUUUGUUGCUAGUUUGAACUGGUUACGUGAACAUGCUUGUUCGAGAACUUAUGGACUUGGCACAAAGUUGCCAUGGGAUGAAAAAUGGUUGAUAGAAUCCCUUUCUGAUUCUACAAUUUACAUGGCCUAUUAUACAAUUGCACAUUUACUGCAGGGAAAUUCUUUUAGAGGCGACAAAGUUAAUGCCCUUGGUAUAACUGCGGAUCAAUUGACUCCUGAAGUUUGGGACUAUGUUUUCUUCAAAGAUGCACCUCUACCAAAAACAUCGAUAAAGAAACAAGCCCUCGAUAGGAUGAAACAAGAGUUUGAGUAUUGGUACCCUGUAGAUUUGAGAGUAUCCGGCAAAGAUCUCAUUCAAAAUCACCUUACGUAUUUCAUUUACAAUCAUUGUGCUAUAUGGGAAAAUGAUGAAUCGAAAUGGCCCCAAGGUAUCCGGGCUAAUGGACAUCUAAUGUUGAAUUCGGCAAAAAUGUCAAAGUCGGAUGGAAAUUUCUUGACACUCAGUGAGGCUGUUGAUAAAUUCAGUGCAGAUGGAAUGAGGUUAUGUUUAGCGGAUGCUGGUGAUUCCGUUGAAGACGCCAAUUUUGUCGAAUCCACUGCUGAUGCCGCUAUUUUGAGGUUAUACACUUUCAUUGAGUGGGUGAAAGAAAUUCUGAACAAUAAGGCAUCCUUGAGAACCGGAUCAACAAACACUUUCAAUGAUGAAGUGUUCACAAGCGAAAUGAAUAAGAAAAUCAAUGAAAGUGCAGAGUUUUACGAAAAAAUGUUAUUUAAAGAAGCAUUGAAAUCUGGCUUCUUCGAAUUACAAGCAGCUAGGGACAAAUAUAGGGAGCUGUGUUUGAACGGAAUGCAUUUAGACCUUAUCCUUAGGUUUAUUGAAGUUCAAGCCUUGUUGCUAUCUCCUAUUUGUCCUCAUGUGGCAGAACAUGUUUGGAGCUUAUUAGGAAAGAAAACGAGCAUUGUCAAAGCUGCGUGGCCUGAAGCAGGACCGAUCAAUGAAAUACAAAUUAAAUCAUCUCAGUAUCUCAUGGACACUGCCCAUUCUCUUCGUUUGCAUCUUAAAACUUAUCUCCAAGGUACGAAAACAAAGGGUAAGCAGAAUCCGGAACCAGUACCUAAACCAGAUGUUGCCGAAUUGUGGGUGGCCAAAGUUUAUCCCCAAUGGCAGAGUAUCAUAUUAGAUACAAUGAAAAAAAUGUUUGAGGAAAAAAAGGAACUGCCCGAUAAUAAAUCAUUAUCUGUGGAAUUCGCGAAAAAAGAGGAAUUGAAGAAAUACAUGAAGAGAGUUAUGCCUUUUGUGCAAACUACAAGAGAGAAAUUGCAAAAAUUAGGCCCUAUUGCACUAGCCAAAACCUUGGAAUUUGAUGAAGCUGAAGUAUUAAGGAAUAACAGCUCUUACUUGGCCAAUACUUUAGAUGUUGAUGAAAUAAUAGUUAAAUUCACCGAUGAUCCAUCGGCAACAGAUAAAAUGAAGGAAUGCUGCCCAGGAAGUCCGUUUGUUGUUUUUUCAAGCAAACCAGGGGUGAAAAUAGAAUUUGUUAAUCCUAUUCCCUCUUCAGGUUUAUUUAGUUUGAAGUUGCCUAUUUUAGAUGGAGAUUCCUUAAAUGAUGUAACCCAGAGGUUGUCCAAAACUGUGAAGAAAAUAAAGGAUCCUGAGGCUGUAGCUAUAUGGAGAUAUCAAGAUCCAGUAUUAGGACCUUUGAAAAUUCCGGUUUAUGACCAACCAACAAAGGAUAAGGUUUUGAUUGAAAAGGGUAGUACUUUUAAGGUUGAUGUGAAAACCCGCAAAGUAGUUCUUGUCAGUAAGGGAGAAGAGUUUGAUCUAGGAAAUAAAGUUGCAUAUUUAUUAUGUUGAUUUGUAACAUUUAUUUAUUUAUUCAAUAAACAAUUUUCAGUACAA
Harmonia axyridis is the source of this 3735-nucleotide messenger RNA. RefSeq names its product leucine--tRNA ligase, cytoplasmic (gene LeuRS). The transcript is spliced from 13 exons. Gene Ontology annotation, molecular function: aminoacyl-tRNA deacylase activity; leucine-tRNA ligase activity; ATP binding. The record is from RefSeq and is a predicted model, not a curated record. Bases 157 to 3690 code for a protein of 1177 amino acids. Gene Ontology annotation, biological process: leucyl-tRNA aminoacylation. Lineage: Eukaryota; Metazoa; Arthropoda; Insecta; Coleoptera; Coccinellidae.